Messenger RNA from Scylla paramamosain (green mud crab), 1269 nucleotides. RefSeq lists its product as uncharacterized. The record is from RefSeq and is a predicted model, not a curated record. The coding region runs from base 1 to 1269 and encodes 422 amino acids. The transcript is spliced from 3 exons. Lineage: Eukaryota; Metazoa; Arthropoda; Malacostraca; Decapoda; Portunidae.
AUGAAAAGAGCACUAUUCACCAAAGAGGUCUUCUUGAAGGGGCGCGUUAAUUGGAGCUCUGUCAGAGAAGACGUUUCUCGUAUUCGUCUAGGACCGGUCUUGAGCAACCCUGAUCCUGUCUCAGCAUUGAAUGAGGAACUGAAGCGUAUUAUCUCUCGGAGGGUUCCUGUAAAGAAAGUUUGUUUGCGCUCCAACGACAAGGCCUGGUUCAACAUUGAUUGUCGUACUGCUAGAGACACUAAGCAAGCGGCUUAUCGCAGGUGGUCACACUUAAGGACACGUGAUUCUUGGGAUGCGUACACUGUUGCCAGAGCUUCCUGUGCGGCAGUCUACAGGACUGCUGAGAGCGAAUAUUUUACCUCUGCGAAAGAAAAACUAUCCACUGCAUCUGACCCGCACAAGUGGUGGUCCACGCUGAAGUCAGUUGUCUUUGGUUUGCGACCAUCUCUCCCUGCUCUGCUUUCUGAUACUGGACAGCUGAUCACAAGUCCAAAAGGCAAAGCUGAUCUGCUGAUGAAACACUUUGACUCCAAGCUCUGUCGAGCUCCAGCCCCCACCAGCGAGUUGCCUCCCGCCAUGCCAGUCUUGACAAAACUGGCUUUUAGGUCUAAGGAAGUCAUGAGACUACUUUUAGCACUCGACUCCCAUGGCGGCACGGAUCCGCUUGGGAUGUUUCCUAUGUUUCUGAAGGAAACAGCUGCAGUUCUUGCUCCCAAACUGAGUGCAGUCUUCAGACGCCUAAUCCUGACCGGUAGUUUCCCCAUGUGCUGGAGAAAUGCGAACAUCACAGCGAUCCCUAAAGGCUCUCCAUCAUCUGAUGCCAGCAAUUAUAGACCAAUCUCUAUCACGCCGUUACUUUCUAAGAUCUUUGAACAUGUUAUUUCUGGUCGUCUCUCUCGUUACUUUGAACACUCUCAUUUGAUACCAGCUAAUCAGUUUGCUUAUCGGAAGAACCUAGGGACUACGGAUGCGCUACUCACUAUCUCUCAUAAGAUUCAGCAAGCUCUUGACUGUGGGCAUGAAGCCAGGGUAGUCCAACUUGAUUUCUCUGCAGCUUUUGACCGAGUCAACCAUGCCGGUCUUCUCAGGAAGCUGCAAUCUUUUGGUGUCGGUGGCCCGGUACUGUCCAUCUUGACUCAAUUUUUGACCCACCGCACCCACCGUGUGUGCGUUGAUAGUUGCUACAGUGACUGGUACAGCGUCCACUCAGGUGUUCCCCAGGGUAGCAAUCCCUUGGGGGUCCAUCUUCGCUUGGCUGGCUACCUUUAA